Molecule: messenger RNA, 1404 nt
Organism: Pichia membranifaciens NRRL Y-2026
Lineage: Eukaryota; Fungi; Ascomycota; Pichiomycetes; Pichiales; Pichiaceae
Exons: 1
Coding region: 1-1404 (467 amino acids)
Source: RefSeq, a predicted model, not a curated record
AUGCCUAUUGAGUUUUUGGGGACGGUGCUUUUAGAGGGAACGGAGCGGAUUCCGUACUGGGAGGAGAUCAAGCGAUAUGCGCCUCCGCUGAUUGUGGGGAUCUUGUUGAAGCUGUACUUCGGCGGGUCGUCGAACACGUGGGAGCGGAAGCUCCACGGGAAGGUGUACAUUGUGACGGGCGGAACGAGCGGGGUCGGGGCUGCGCUUGUGCGGGAGCUGGCGGGUCGGGGCGCCCAGCUGGUGCUGUUGUCGUCGCAGAUGGGGGAGGACACGGACAACAGCGCCAAGACGUGGCUCACGGAGUACGUGGAGGACCUGCGGGCGGCGACGGGGAACGAGCUGAUCUACGUGGAGGAGUGUGACUUGUCGUCGUUGUACUCUGUGCGGAAGUUUGCCACCAGGUGGCUCGACAACACGCCUGCGCGGCGGUUGGACGGGGUGCUCUGCCUUGCCGGGGAGAGCUUGCCGAUGCAGAAGCUGCGGACGAACUCGGUGGACGGGGUGGAGAUCCACAUGGCGGUGAACUACUUGGGCCACUUCCAGCUCUUGACGUUGCUGGAGCCGGCGUUGCGGGUGCAGCCGCCGGACCGCGAUGUGCGUGUGCUUGUGAGCUCGUGCAUGAGCGAGAACGUGGGCGAGCUGCAGACCACGGACUUGCUCUGGGAGGAGCGCAGCUACCCGGCCAGCCGGCCCUGGAAGGUGUUUGGCACGUCCAAGUUGCUGUUGCACCUGUUUGCCAAGGAGCUGCAGAGACGGCUCGAGACCUACGACCGCCCGGACAAGCAGCCCUGCGGCGUGCGCGUCAACGUGGUCAACCCGGGGCUGGUGCGCAGCCCCGGCCUGAGGCGCUUUGUGUCCAUGGGCAGCGUGUGGGGGUUGCUUGCCUACCUGCUGCUGUACCCGCUGUUCUGGGUGUUUCUCAAGUCGUGCGAGCAGGGCAUGCAGUCCUACCUCUUUGCUGUCAACUCGCCGAACGUGUUCAGCGCCAAGGGCGGCGCCUACAUCAAGGAGUGCAGCGUGGUUGGCCAGGGCUCACGCCGCGAGCUUAGCGACGAGCUGCUGCAGCGCAAGGUGUUUGAGCAGACGCAGCACACGAUUGCGGCCCUCGAGAAGGCCAGCGCUCUCGAGCGCAACAGAGGCAAGAAGGCCAAGGCCAAUGCCGGUGCCAAGCCCGACGCCAAGUCCGCCAAGUCCAAGACCAACCCUGCGCCUGGCUCCGAGCCCGACAAGGUCAGCUUGUUCAAGGAGGCCUUCCGAGGCGACCACGGCCUCUACCCGGACAUGAACAGCCCUGUGGCGCAGCAGUCCGACGAGGGCCAUGCGGCGCGUCUGCGGCGGCUCGACGCCAAGUUUGCCCAGAGCCGCGCAGGCGCCGCACCGUCCGCCGCACCUGCAGCGGACUGA